Molecule: messenger RNA, 3705 nt
Organism: Postia placenta MAD-698-R-SB12
Lineage: Eukaryota; Fungi; Basidiomycota; Agaricomycetes; Polyporales; Adustoporiaceae
Exons: 4
Coding region: 1-3705 (1234 amino acids)
Source: RefSeq, a predicted model, not a curated record
AUGUCCAGCGACGUGCUCAUCGAUGUUAACGCCUCAUCGGCCAGCGACGACAGUGACGCCGUCAACACAGAGGCCGCUCGCGUCUAUUUUGGGCCCCUACAAUCGCCGGAGAAGAAACUCGCGACCCGCGGCGUGAAGACCCCCCUGCGCAGAUCGGCUAGGCUAUCGCACGCGCCGAUACUACUGGAAUCGGACACCGAUGCUGAGGAGCGGCCAAGUGAUGACGCCGAUGCCGCAUCGCGCGAGGGAACGCCAGUUCAGGAUCUUCUUCAAGACGCAGAGCCCUCCUUUGUGCUUGCCAGCAGAAUCCUCCGCGCUCACGACAACCCCUCACCCCCGCCAAGUCCCCCGCCGCCCGAGCGUGCUUCGCGUGUGUCAUUCGACCUCGAUGCGCAAAUGAUCCAGCAACCCUUCCAAGACGGCAUAUUCAUUCCAAUUAUGAGCAGCCCUCCCGCACGCCCCAGCGAUCACCAAAGCUCUCUUCACGCGAACAUUUCUCAACCCGACCUCAUUAACUUCGACUCGUUCUCUACGCCUACUGCUUCGCCCAGAAUGGGUGGUCUGGUGGUUGUGACACGCCCUGAGACUCCGUCGCCGCGCGCAUCGCAAACGGCGACUGUCGAUGACCUGCUCUCCAUAUCCCCGUCGCCCGCUCGCCCUUCAGCCACAGAUGUGCCUAAUCCCGAGCAGCCCAUAUCGGAUGAGACGACCCCUACGACGGAUGAGGAGCAUCAGGUCCUUGAAGUCCUGGCUUUUAGCAGCCGCACCUCGGUAGAAUCUGAGCCUGAGCCCGCUGCUGACCUGCAGCCACAAGUAGCGCCGCAGACGCCAAUUCGACGAUCCACUCGUGCCCGGCGAAGCUCUAGUCCCCAUAGACCCAAGCUAGUCUCAGAGCUAUCUACUCCUGCACGUUCUAACGCAAAGAUAAGCCCGCAUAACUUAUUGGCUGCAGUGCAAGAGGACGCCACCGACCAGCUGCUUGCGCCGCCGAGCGCGCUGCGCAUCAAGAAGAGAGCUAGGAGUAGGGAUAUAAGUCCGAGCGAAAAAGCAACUGCUGGGCCACAGUCUGUUGAUUGCGCUCCUCCGGAAACCAACGAAGAGCAGCAGACGACGCGUCCUAAUACGCCAGUCCGCGAACUUGGUUCAUUGUCCCCUACGUCAGCUGCAGUGCUUUUUCAGUUGAUCCCGAAUGCAUCAGCCUCUGAGAACGACUCGCCGGAGCAACCUGCGCAGGCUGCAGUCUCCGCCCCCGUGAAUGAGCCGUCUCCUAGCACACCUAACGAGCAUCCCACCAUUACAUUCCCCUCGUAUAGUCGUUCUCAGAACGCGACGACAUUUAACGUCCUUCGCCCGCUUCCCCUCGACAGUCUCGCCUCAUCUCCAUCUAAACUUCCUGACCCACCACGUUCCCCAGCACGCCGCGUCCCUCUUAGACAAGCCAUGAUCGAGGGUACAUUCUCUCCCCAGAAGCAUACGGCAACAAAUCCGCUGCUCGCUAGACAUACGGCUCCGAAUUUUGGUCUCCUAGGAUCGCCGGUCUUUAAACGACCGAUGCUGAAUGAUCCGCAGAGGAGUCCAGCUAAACGUGUUCCGAUCGCGCAGGCGCAACCGGCACCGUCAUCGAGUUCGCCUGCCAAGGGCAAGACACCCAUACGGCCACGCGCAGCCCCCCGAGAGAAUUCAGCGGAGCCGGGGCGUGGCAGCUCAGUCGAACCCAAGCCAGUCGACCACAAGCGUGAGCGUAGUCGCUCUGCCGAGCCUACGAGACCUGUUGUGCCAACCCCGACCGCUGGAAAGGAUGGCUCUUCUACGUGGCAGCCUUCUCGCAUGGACUCCAAACCAGGCACGUCGUCGCGCAGUAGUACGCGCGCAGAGACAGCGCGGGACCCGCUGCCCUUCCCAAUUGUUGCGAGCUCUCGUCGCCCCCCAGCAUCUAUUCCGGAGGAGGAGGAGGAAGCUCCCAGUGUGUCCGUGGAGAAGCCCAUGGCGGUCGGGAGCUCGCCGGCCUCUAGUCCUGCUAAGCAGGUGUCUAGCUUGAAGCAGCCAACUGCGGGCAGCAGAAUUCCGAGGAUUGGGACUAAGCCAUAUGCGAGGCCCAAGCCAGCGGCGACUCCUGUCCCGAAAGAGUCCAAGCAGCCUGUCACGAUGCGGCGCGCAGAAGGCGUCCGUACGCAUACUAAUACAACGGCAGGCACAUCAUCGGCUCGUCCGAUGAGACUCGUGCGGACAGUCACUUCCGAUAGCAGCUCGAAGUAUGUCACACCAACCCCGGCGCCAGACGCGACUGGCCAUUCCUCUACAGGCUCUACGGCGGCAGAGACUUCAGCUGCUAAGUCGUUGAAGAGGAAGCGAGAGCUCGAGCAGCCCAGAGCCUCGUCUCCGGGUUCACAGCCUGUCGUGGUUGUCAGGAAGGUUGUUCCUGGCAUGUUCGGCCAAUCCCAACCCUCGAAGCCUGGCUUCGGUGGGUCAAGCCCCCUCGCCCCCUCACCCGCGCGGCUGCAAUCUCGUCCGGAACGCAACAGCCCGCAGAAACAAUCAGGCCCGAUGAAGAUGAGGCGUGCGGUGGACUGGAAGAGGCCGCCACGAGAACCUACGACGUCCCAGUCUCCGCUACCUCCUCCCGUCGGGGCAUCGGAAGCUGCUUCGGUGAGUUCUGCCGCAAGGGAGAAGGCCGCUUCGGACACGGUGAAGGAGGGGUCCGCCGCGGUAAAGGGGACACAUACUGUGGCGAAAGAAGCAACUCCCCUGUCUGCACUUUCCGAUGUGCCUUUGAGACCAUCGACGCCUCUGCCCGAAAGGCCGGCGUCUCCGACUCCCCUCGCCGAACUUGAUACACAAACAUCGAGCACGCGCCGCUCUCCACGCUCACGCACAUCAUCUGAGCCGGCGGCGGACGUGUUUGGGGCCGUAGCGAACGCCGCAGUGCGCCCGCUUAAUGUUCGCCGCAAGCGCACCAAGCCCAUUGACACAGGUCCCUUCUUUGGCAUGACUGCGACGGCGCUGAAGGCGCUCACGACGUCGAACACAACCAAGAAUCAGCAGCAGGUAGCGGAGAUACAAACGGAGGUAAUCCGCAAGGAAGGUAAAAGACCUGAUAGUCCGACCACGAAGGUGCGAACGGUACUGGAGCGGCAGAAGCAGCUGAAAACACAGGAGAGACAAGAGCGCGCGGCAAGAAGGGCGCGACGGUCUUCGGAGGCUCCUCCCGAAGCAGAUACCGAGCCUGACGAGUCUGUCGAUGUAGAAGGGUCCGUUGGCGAUAUUAGCCUCGAUAUGAAUGGUGUACCUCUGCGACAUCGGCGAGCCCCGGGUGACGAAGAAGAUUAUGAGACUCCGCCUCGGCCAGAGCGACCUGCGAAGCGGGGUCGUUUCGAUGAAGGCAUCGAGACAAGGGAAGGGAAGAGGGUCAAGUGGGACCGAGGUCUUGCCACUACUGUGUACAUCGACAGUAGUCCACCUAAACCCAGGAGGCCCAAGGACGUUGCCACGCGAGGCUGCUUGGCAGCGGCAGCAAAGACUUUGCGCCUCGACACCCUUGGCAAUGUCCUUGAUGCCGUGACUCCGCUACCAGAGCUGGUCCGGGAGAACAUUAUCGUGCAGAAAUUCCUUUAUGAAGAUGAUUCCGAUCCUGCAGCUGAGAUCGCAACACCACCUCCAGUAAUCAAAGCUCCCAAGACGAAGAGCAAGAAGACGAAGGCUUCUUAA